Molecule: messenger RNA, 1788 nt
Organism: Sphenostylis stenocarpa
Lineage: Eukaryota; Viridiplantae; Streptophyta; Magnoliopsida; Fabales; Fabaceae
Source: the annotation of a GenBank genome assembly
AUGAAGAUCGUCGAGAAAAUACACGCAGCCGCAGCUGAUCCAAACAGGGUGGUGUUCUCGUUUGAGUUCUUCCCGCCUAAGACUGAGGAUGGGGUGGACAAUUUGUUUGAGAGGAUGGACCGGAUGGUGUCGCACAAUCCCUCAUUUUGUGACAUCACCUGGGGUGCUGGUGGAACAACUGCUGAUCUAACAUUGGAAAUUGCUAACAGGAUGCAGAACAUUGUCUGUGUGGAGACCAUGAUGCACCUCACCUGCACUAACAUGCCUGUCGAGAAGAUUGACCAUGCUCUCCACACCAUCAAGUCCAAUGGCCUUCAAAAUGUGCUUGCUCUUCGAGGUGACCCCCCUCAUGGCCAGGACAAAUUUGUGCAGGUUGAAGGCGGCUUUGCCUGCGCACGCGACCUGGUGAAACAUAUCAGAGCUAAAUAUGGUGACUAUUUUGGCAUUACAGUUGCUGGUUAUCCAGAGGCACAUCCGGAUGUUAUAGGAAGUGAUGGGUUGGCUACAACAGAAGGUUAUCAAAAUGAUCUUGAAUACCUGAAGAGCAAGGUUGACGCUGGAGCAGAUCUGAUUGUCACCCAGUUGUUUUAUGAUACAGAUACAUUCCUUAAAUUUGUAAAUGACUGUCGCCAAAUUGGAAUAACUUGUCCGAUUGUACCUGGAAUUAUGCCAAUUAAUAAUUACAAGGGCUUUCUCCGCAUGACUGGGUUUUGUAAAACAAAGAUACCAGCUGACAUUAUGUCUGCUUUAGAGCUUAUCAAGGACAAUGAAGAAGCUGUCAAGGCUUAUGGAAUUCACUUGGGAACUGAAAUGUGCAGAAAGAUUUUAGCUCAUGGAAUUAAGACAUUGCACCUUUAUACACUAAAUAUGGAGAAAUCAGCAUUAGCAAUACUCAUGAACCUUGGCUUAAUUGAAGAGUCCAAAAUUUCUAGGUCCUUACCUUGGAGACGACCUGCAAAUGUUUUCCGUGUUAAAGAAGAUAUCCGUCCAAUCUUUUGGGCAAAUCGUCCAAAAAGCUACAUAUCAAGGACCAUAGGAUGGGAUCAAUAUCCACAUGGGCGUUGGAGUGAUUCCUGUAACCCAUCAUAUGGUGCAUUAACUGAUUAUCAGUUCAUGCGACCACGAGCACGGGACAAGAAGCUUAUUGAAGAAUGGGCAGUUCCCUUGAAAAGCGUUGAAGAUCUAUAUGAGAGAUUUAGAAUGUAUUGCAUUGGAAAGUUGAGAAGCAAUCCUUGGUCAGAACUAGAUGGUCUUCAGCCAGAGACAAAAAUCAUCAAUGAGCAGCUGGAGAGGAUUAACACUAAGGGCUUCCUCACCAUUAAUAGCCAGCCAGCUGUCAAUGGGGAAAAGUCAGAUUCUCCAACUGUAGGCUGGGGUGGACCUGGUGGGUAUGUUUAUCAGAAGGCAUACGUAGAGUUCUUCUGCUCCAAGGAGAAGCUGGAUGCACUUGUGGACAAAUGCAAGGAUCGAACCUCUUUAACUUAUAUGGCUGUGAAUAAAGACGGGAGCUGGAAAUCUAAUGUGGGUCAAACUGAUGUUAAUGCUGUGACAUGGGGUGUCUUUCCAGCUAAGGAGAUAGUACAACCAACCAUUGUAGAUCCUGUCAGCUUCAAUGUGUGGAAGGAUGAGGCAUUUGAAAUUUGGUCAAGAGGAUGGGCCAGCUUGUACCCUGAGGGUGAUGCAUCCAGGAAAUUGGUUGAAGAGGUGGGUGGAAGCUACUUCUUGGUCAGUUUGGUCGACAACGAUUACAUCAAUGGUGAUCUUUUUGCUGCCUUUGCAGAUUUCUGA